UUUUGCUGAGUGAGAGAGGAUUUGCAGGCGUCCUUCCCAGAGCCGUUUCCAGCAAAGCUUGGUGCGGUCUCUCCCGUUUCCGUCAACGUCUCCCUCCUCACCCCCCCGCCCCCCCCGUGUUUUUUGCUCCUGUCAAGCCAGUGGGUCCCUUUAGGGUAUUACUUAAAGGUAGCCUUAUCACCUUGCGUGAGGGCUGCGCGGCCCGCGAUGACUCUGCAGGCUGCACGGGAAGUCGUUCCCCAUCAGCUGCCUAGCCAGAGGAAAUAGACCUCGGCUGGUUUCUGUGUCUGGGAGUAACAGUUGGCUGCUGGAUGCCAGCCGGUUGGUCAUGACGCUCUGUCAGUGCUGCUAUGUCCUCUUUCACCGCGAGCUCAUCAGCGUCAAAUUCGCCAGCAGUGUCAGUGGGAAAUGUUGGUCAACUGGCAAUAGAUCUAGUGAUUUCCACGCUUGACAUGACUAAAGUUGGUUACUUUUACACUGAUUGCCUGGUGCCAAUGGUUGGAAAUAAUCCAUAUGCAACAGCAGAAGAAAAUUCAAUGGAGCUGAGUAUAAAUGCUGAAGUGUAUUCGUUACCUUCAAAGAAACUUGUAGUUCUGCAGAUCAGAUCACCUUUUAUAAAGAACAAGUACAGGCCAUUCUGUCAAACAUUGCUUUCUUGGGUGAAAAGUAGCAAAUGUGCCAGAAUCGUUCUUCUGUCUAGCAGCCAUGCAUACCAGCGCAAUGAUGAGCAACUGCUUGGGACACCACUACGCUACCUACUUACACCUGAUCUUGAGAAAGCAAUUGGAGGCCUUAUGCAGGAGCUAAGCUGGAAAGAAAUGGAAAAAAUAGCAGCUUACCCUGGAAUAAAUGAUACAGAAAAAGUUCUACAUAUUCCUGGAGGUGGCAUCACAAAACUAUUAUUUACUGAGAGCUGUUCAAAAGGAAUCCAAAUGGCAGUUCUUCUGAAAUUCUGCUCAGAAGGGGACAACAUCCCUGAUGCAUUUGCUCUUGUUAACUAUCUUAAUGAAUGGCUCCAGCUAAUUAAAAGCGAAAGCAACAAUUCCACAGAUACUUCUUCACAAUGGAAAAUACCAAGUUCUUGGCGCUUACUUUUUGGCAACGGUCUUCCACCUGCACUCUUCUGAUCAGUUUUGAAUUCUUCUGUAAGUCACACGUGCAGUCUCAAACAUCCCUUGAGAAGGUGAUUACAUAGUCAUUGCCAAGCAACAGCAGCUUAAUUUGUUGUGUACAUAAAUUCUUUAUUUAAGAAAAAUUUCUUUCACAGAUGUGGGUAGCUAAAGAAAUUAAGGUAACUUUCACAAAUUGACCAAAGAAAUAUGUUUUGUACAGUUGUUUAGUGAAUAACUUCGGUUGAAAUUUUUUCUAAUAAAAUAUUUUUUAA
Haliaeetus leucocephalus (bald eagle) is the source of this 1384-nucleotide messenger RNA. RefSeq names its product proteasome (prosome, macropain) assembly chaperone 2 (gene PSMG2). Gene Ontology annotation, biological process: proteasome assembly. Bases 351 to 1127 code for a protein of 258 amino acids. The record is from RefSeq and is a predicted model, not a curated record. NCBI's taxonomy places the organism in Eukaryota, Metazoa, Chordata, Aves, Accipitriformes, Accipitridae. The transcript is spliced from 7 exons. Gene Ontology annotation, cellular component: nucleus; cytosol.